This is a messenger RNA of Acanthamoeba castellanii str. Neff, 1245 nucleotides long. RefSeq names its product BNR/Aspbox repeat domain containing protein. Gene Ontology annotation, molecular function: protein binding. Lineage: Eukaryota; Discosea; Longamoebia; Acanthamoebidae. Bases 1 to 1245 code for a protein of 414 amino acids. The record is from RefSeq and is a predicted model, not a curated record. The transcript is spliced from 3 exons.
AUGAUGCUGCGCGGCCUCUCCCUGUUCGCUCUCCUGUGCGCCGUCGCCCUUGCCGCGGCCGUCCCGGUCAGCAUCCCCACCGGGUUCACGGUGGUGACCCGCUCGUCGGUGUGGACCUUCAGCAAUCAGAGCACCCUGACCACCUUCGAGCCGCAGCUCAAGCUGGACCUGCCCUUCGCCGCGCUCAAUCAGAGCGCCGUGUCGGGGGCCGCCGGCGGCCUCAAGGUGGGCGGCUUCCUGGUGAUUUCCAACUCCACGGUCGCGCUGGGCAGGCCCAAGGCCUCGAUCCACGGCAGCCCAUCGUUCGGGUACGACGUGAUCCACAACUUUGGGGCUAACAAGUACUCCCUGGUCGAUAUCUUCUUCAUCAACAACACUGAGCAAGUGUCGGCUGUGGGUCUGUCGAUGGGCGAGCAGCGCAACGUCACCUUCUUCCACUCGGCAAACGCCGGCAAGACUUGGAGCGUGACCGACUAUGGUCCUGCUGGACUGUUUCACAGCGCUUCGCUCGCGUUCAAGUAUGAACACGGAAUCGCCGUGGAGGGCGGCCGCAUCUUCAGGACACUCGACUAUGGCAGGGUUUGGGCCCAGACCGCCGCCAACUCCACCGAGUUCUUCACUAAGGCGGCGAUCCACGACCACCACCUCUCCGUCGUGUUCGGCCGCUCGCCCCAGCUGGCCUUGACCUUCAUGCUCAAGUCCCACGACUCGGGCCACCACUGGCAGGCCGGCCCGGCGCUGCCCGACUUCACCCCGGCCUCGGCCGAUGUGACUGGCUUUGUCUUCCUCGACGCCGACACCUGGGUGCUCACCACUUCGGGCGGCGAGAUCUGGCGCUCUGUCAACUCGGGCGAGGCGUGGAACCGCACCUUUGCGCCGCUCGACGUCAACGGCAACGACACCGACAACUACUGGAACGACAUCGCCCACCAGUCCCACUGGGGCGUGCUGAUGGCCGUGGGCCGCAGCACGAUCGCCGUGUCGACCGACGACGGGCUCAACUGGACCGAAUCGCCGGUGCAGGAGUCUGUUGACGGGUUUGUGAAGGUGGUGCCGGACAUUGCCCGCGCUCUGCGCCCCAAGCCCCACCCCCACAAGAAGGAAGACGGCGAUGCCGUGGGCGUGGCUCUGGGCCUCGUGUUCGGCCUGGGUGGCGGUCUGCUGCUGAUCGGCGGACUGGUGGGCUUCUACGUCUACCGGCGCUACUACCAGCCCCGCUUCUCCUACAGCACCAUCAACUCUUGA